CGCGACGAGGCGCUCACCUACGCGCAGGUGGACCGGCGCAGCAACCAAGUGGCGCGGGCGCUGCGCGACCACCUCGGCCUGCGCCAGGGAGACUGCGUGGCGGUUUUCUUGGGCAAUGAGCCGGCCUUCGUGUGGCUGUGGCUGGGGCUGGCCAAGCUGGGCUGUGCCAUGGCGUGCCUCAACUACAACAUCCGCGCCAAGUCCCUGUUGCACUGCUUCCAGUGCUGCGGAGCGAAGGUGCUACUGGCCUCGCCAGAACUACAAGCGGCUGUUGAAGAGGUGCUGCCAAGCCUGAAGAAAGAUGAUGUGUCUAUCUAUUAUGUGAGCAGAACUUCCAACACCGACGGGGUUGGCUCUUUCCUCGACAAAGUGGAUGAAGUCUCAACCGAACCUGUGCCAGAGUCCUGGAGGUCUGAAGUCACGUUCUCCACGCCUGCCUUAUACAUUUAUACUUCUGGAACCACAGGUCUCCCAAAAGCUGCAAUGAUCAAUCAUCAUCGCUUAUGGUAUGCAACCGGCCUCAGUCUUAUAAGCAGGGUUACGAAAGAUGAUAUCAUCUAUACCACUCUGCCCUUGUACCACAGCGCUGCGCUUAUGAUUGGCUUACAUGGAUGCAUUGUGGCUGGUGCCACUCUGGUUUUGCGGAACAAAUUCUCAGCCAGCCAGUUUUGGGACGAUUGCAGAAAAUACAACGUCACUGUCAUUCAGUAUAUCGGAGAACUGCUUCGGUAUUUAUGCAACUCGCCCCAGAAACCAAACGACCGUGAUCACAAAGUGAGAGUAGCCUUGGGAAAUGGCUUGCGAGGAGAUGUGUGGAGAGAAUUCAUCAAGAGAUUUGGGGACAUUCACAUUUAUGAGUUCUAUGCUUCCACUGAAGGCAAUAUCGGCUUUGUGAAUUAUACGGGGAAAAUUGGCGCUGUUGGAAGAGCAAACUACCUACAGAGAGUAAGUACAUUGAAAAAUGAGAGCAUAUAUAGCCAGUUUUCAGAAUACAGAGAGUUCUUAAAAGCUAUGAGUAUGCCUUUGUCUUUUGUUCCUCAAGCAUGGUGCUUCUCCCAUGAUGAAGUUGGGGAAUUUGGGGACCAAGCUACUUCCUGUCAUCACAUCCUGAGCCAGAGACCACCUGUGACCUCUGCUAACCUCACCUUUUCUUCCAGGUGGAAAGGAGAAAAUGUGGCCACCACUGAAGUUGCUGACACACUGGGACUGGUUGAUUUUGUCCAAGAAGCAAAUGUUUAUGGAGUGCCUGUGCCAGGUCACGAGGGUCGAAUUGGCAUGGCCUCGAUCAAGAUGAAGGAAGGCCAUGAAUUUGAUGGAAAGAAGCUCUUUAAGCACGUUGCCGACUACCUGCCUAGUUAUGCAAGGCCCCGGUUUCUAAGGAUACAGGACACCAUUGAGAUCACUGGAACUUUUAAACACCGCAAAGUGACCCUCGUGGAGGAGGGCUUCAACCCUGCAGUCAUCAAAGAUGCCUUGUAUUUCUUGGAUGACAAAGCAGCAAUGUAUGUGCCUAUGACUGAGGACAUUUACAAUGCCAUACGUGCUGAAACUAUGAAACUCUGAAUAUUUCCAGA
Molecule: messenger RNA, 1574 nt
Organism: Myotis davidii
Lineage: Eukaryota; Metazoa; Chordata; Mammalia; Chiroptera; Vespertilionidae
Gene: SLC27A2
Product: solute carrier family 27 (fatty acid transporter), member 2
Exons: 9
Biological process (GO): very long-chain fatty acid catabolic process; long-chain fatty acid import into cell; bile acid biosynthetic process
Cellular component (GO): peroxisomal membrane; endoplasmic reticulum membrane; endoplasmic reticulum lumen
Molecular function (GO): long-chain fatty acid-CoA ligase activity; very long-chain fatty acid-CoA ligase activity; long-chain fatty acid transmembrane transporter activity
Source: RefSeq, a predicted model, not a curated record